UUUCAUUUUUGAAAGUUUCGAUUCGAUAACUCGUUUUUUCUCAUAUGUUAUGUUGCAAAAGUAGGGUGUGUGGUUUAAAGUAUUAGGUUUAAUCCUUGUAUCCGGGGCACACGGCAUUUGGCUAUUUUUAUUUUCUGUUUUGUCAACCCAGAAUGUGUUUCCACUAAAUAUUAAGUCAAUGCUAAUUUUUACGAAAGAAAUGUAUUUUGUAUCAUAGUUUACAAAAAAAAAAUGAGCUAAAUAUAUAAUUAAUGAAUUGAUGUAUCUUCUGAAAAUGUCGUCUGUGUAUUUGCUUUCUGUUUUGAGAAAAAGCUGGUUCGUAUUUUGAUCUAUGUAUUAAAGUGUAAAGUUACUCAUAACAUGGAGAAAUGGGCAAAAGUUUGCAUUGGAGUGCUCAGCAUUUGUAUCAUUGCUCAUCUUUUUAGUGUUUUUAUUCCAGCUCUUAAGUUUAUAUAUUAUUCAUUCUAUAUAUCUGGAAAGUUGCUUCUCUUCCUUAUUGCUGUAGUAAAUGGAUUAGUAUUAAGCUUAGAAGUUGAACCGUAUGUACGCAAAAGACUCAGACCGCAGCCUAACAAAGACAUUAUACAAAAAACACAGGAAAAGCUUGUGGAUCUUAAAGCAACUCCUGGAAAAGUAAAGGGUACUCCAUUAGUUUCUCGCAAUGUCGAUGAUGUUAUUGAUGAGCUUAUUUCACUUCUCUUGAGAGAUUACAUAUCAUCAUGGUAUGGAUAUGUUGUGAAACAUCCAAGUGUAUUUUGCAAGCAACUCAGGGAUCCCAUUCGACAAAUGUUAUUCACAUUCAGGAAUCAGUGUCGAAAAAUGGAUGAUGUCAAGUUAUUCACUAGUGAUUUUGUUAGUAUAGUUACUGAUCAUUUGCAGUGUAUAAAAGGUGCUAUUAUAAACCCAGCUGAAAAAAUUGUGCCGUAUAAAGUGUAUUCUUUUCUGUCUUACAAAGAAGCUGAAUUAGAUUACCUUAGAGAAAUUUCUGAGUUCUUAUUAAUUACUUUGCUUCCUCCUGAAUAUGGUAAAAAUCCAGCAUUAAGGUGUCUGUUGCGUGAAGUGUUUGCUGUUACAGUUUUUUAUCCUGUGAUAGAUAAGCUGUGUGAUCCAGAAAUCAUUAAUAAAAAACUCAUCUCAUACUUGAGACAGCAGCAAUUGGAAGCAGAGAAACAUAGUCGAACAUAUGCUUAUGCUGAAACAUAUGAGGAUUUUAUAAAAAUGAUUCAAGAAUGUAAUAAUAUUGAAGAUUUACAACGUAUGAGGUAUUACAUAGUGACUGAAAUAAUGCAAGCAACUACUAUGAGCAACUUGAAGCGAUCUAAAGGAAUGGAUGCAGAUAAGGAAUUUAAUCCCCAGAAAACAAGUAAGGGAGAUUUAUUGCAAUCUAGGAACUUGUCAAGGUAUUUAAACCAGUUGCGAUUUGCGAAAACACAGUGUGAAAAACGUCUUAAAGCUCUUGGUGGACCUGAUUAUCUGUCUUCUCCAAGGAUGGGAAAUGAUUCACCUUUUAAAGAAAAUGCAUACAUACCUGGUCAGAAAGUCUUAUCUAUGUCAGUUAUAAUGCAGUCCAGUUUCUGUAGACGUCACUUUUCUAAAUUUCUUCAGAAAGAAGAAGUUCAUUCUCUUUUAGGGUUUUGGGAAGCAGUUGAAGAUAUGAAACAUGCAGAUAAGGACAUGUGGCAUAAGUUAGGUAAUGACAUUGUUCAAAUGUAUAUACAUAACCAGUCGAGUGGUGUUCGUCUGAAUAAAAACACAUUGAAAGGGAUUGAAGAAUUCAUGAUGGCGAAUAAAGGACCAGAUGCAUUUUUUCAAGCUCAGGAAGAAAUUUACAAAAUAUUGGAAGAGCGAUAUUAUGCUUCAUUUAUUGUUAGUGAUGUAUACCACAAAAUGUUGUCAGAUGUUGAUAAACAAGGCAUAGAUUUUAUGCAAGAAUUAUUGGAUGAGGCUGAAGAGGAGGUUGAAAUACCUCGUGAAGAUGAGGAAGUUGAGAAAUUAUCAGAGACUUCAGAUAUAUCAGUAUUUGAUCAUUCAAGCUAUGCUCGAUCUCAGCUGAAAGUGCUGACUGAAAAAAUCAGCUAUAAAAAGCAAGCUCUCCAUGCUUUACGAAAUAACCCCAAAUGUGAUAAAAAGGUAAUCUCAAUGAUGGAAAAUGAAAUUGAUGAUUUAGUACAAGAACAAAAUAUGUUAAAAAAUCAUAUUGAGAAGACUGAAUUAUGGAUUGAAUAUCUAGGUGUCUGGCAAGCUACAAUUAUGGAAGCUAUGGAGAAAAAAGAGAAUGACAAACUUGUUCCAUAUUUCGUUAUUCAAGUUCAUUUAGCCAAUGAUGCUACUUAUGUUCCAAACAAAAUGGCUGGUUGGGUUGUGUCCAGGAGUUUGAGUUCUUUCCAUAGUUUGCAUCAAAAGCUUGUACCAGCUGCAUAUUGGUUGAAAAAGAUCGAGUUACCUACUAAACCUCGUUUUAAGAGUUUGGACAAGAACUAUCUAGAAAAAGCAAAGAAUUCUUUGCAAACAUUUUUGUCAGCUGUGACAAAAGAUGACGGCUUGAAUAAAAGUGAAGCAUUGUAUGAUUUUUUAAGUCCUAGUCCAGACUAUAUGAAACAUCCACCUUGUCCACCAAAAAAGCCUUUCAAGUUUAAUAUUCUGCAAUUUUUCAAAGGAGUCCAGAAUACUUUAAGUCAGUUGGAUGAUUCUGAUGAUGAAGAGUUACUUUUCCUUGAUGAUUCAGAUAGUAAAGAAGAUAAAAAGGACUCUAUUGCAGAACCACUAUAUGUAUUGAUUGGUGAAAUAUUUGAACUUAAAGGUGUAUUUAACUGGCUGAGAAGAACUUUAAUUAUAUUUGUUCAAAUUACGUAUGGACAAACAAUAAACAGGCAAUUGAGAGAAACAGUAUCUUGGAUUCUUUCUGAACCUAUGUUACUAUUUUAUUUGCAACUGUUUCGUGAUACGAUGUGGCCUCCAUCACCUGUGAAAGAAAAUGAAAAUGAGAAUAAAGUGGAGAAUAGGAUUCUGGCAAAACAAAUGUUUUUGAAUAAUACCCCAGAACUUCUUAAUAAUCUCAUUGGACAACAGAAUGCUAAAAAGGGAAUGUCUAAAAUAUUUGAUGCACUUCAAAAUAAAACUUUCAACAAACAACUGUUUUAUAAAAUUCUUGAAGCGUUUCUGUACGAAUAUGCUCCUGAAUUAAAGCGAAUAACAUCAUUAUACAGCAUUGAUGGGGCACGCAGUUAAAUAUAAACUUAUAUUUUAUUCAGAAGCUGUAUCAUAAUGUGAUAAAUUUCUUAGUUAUUAAACUUGUAAGUAGUUGUUAAUAGUUCUUUAAGCAUUAUUCAUAUGUUAUCUCAUUAAAAAAGAAAAAGGGAAAUAUGUUAUGAGUUGACUUUUACAUGGAAGUCUGAACUUCAUACCAGUUUUUAUAUAUAUAUAUAUAUAUAGCUUUACUUACAAUGUGUUAAUAAAUAUUAAGUUAUAAUUAUUUAUUAAAAAUUUAUUUGAAUUCUUUUAAUUAUACCAUUUUGGCCAAAAUUUAGGGUGAUCUGCAUUUCUAAAGAUGUUUCAUAAGAUUUUAAAAAAGGGAGGAAGACAUUUAAGAUAUUCUCCUGUGUAUGAGCUUGGUAUGUUCUAUGCAUUUUAAAAGAUAACUAAAUCGGUUAGAUACAAUAGUCUGAGGUAAAAUUAAGUAAAUGUUUUCCUGAAUAUUAAAUCUGAAGAAUAAUUUUUAAAACAUUAAACUGAUGUCAGACAAGUGUGGUUUCUCUGAAGGUCAUUUUAACUGAAAAAUAUAGUCUCAUAUUCAGAUCAGCUUGAUAUAUUCAGAAUGUUUAAUAAACAAACAAAAAAGAGUUUGUUAUAAAAGAUUCUUUGAAUGUGAGACUUUGCAUGUAAUAUGAGUAUGGUUUUCUGGGCAUUUUAUGAGAACAUAAUUGGACCAGUUUGUUAUUUACAAACUAUUACAUCAUUCCUAAUAGAUUCUAGAUGUUAUUUUGUGUCUAAAAUAUUUUGUAAUUUUUUUAAUGUAACCUUUAGGUGUAUUUUUCUUAUUAGCUUCUAUAUAAAUUUCUAUUAUAAUUCUUUUGGUUUCUGUCUUUGUGUUUCAUAUGAAUGAUAUUAAUAUUUAGUAUAAUUGCAUGUCUUGCUAUUUUCACAACAUAUUCAAUUAUAAAAAUUAUGAUUAUAGCUGUCAACUCUGAGGUUAUUGUGAUUUUUACAUUAUUUAUUUGUUUAAGAAAAAUUGUAUAUUUCAUUUUUGUUUUCAUGCUAUUGAUAUCAUGAAAGUUUUGUAAUGAUUGAUUUAUUAAUAGUAUUUAAUAAAAAUAUUUUUAUUGAAA
This is a messenger RNA of Stegodyphus dumicola, 4325 nucleotides long. It is a transcript of the gene snz, whose product is annotated as sorting nexin snazarus. The record is from RefSeq and is a predicted model, not a curated record. NCBI's taxonomy places the organism in Eukaryota, Metazoa, Arthropoda, Arachnida, Araneae, Eresidae. Gene Ontology annotation, cellular component: intracellular membrane-bounded organelle. Gene Ontology annotation, molecular function: phosphatidylinositol binding.